AUGGUAGUUAAGAAUAAACUGCUAUCAUUUUCAGAUCCUGAUACAUUAACAAAGAUGACACUAAGGUCUCCCUCCACAUCCUUAAGUCUCCCACCAAACAAACUCAGCUCAUCCUCUGGCCAUUGCACAUGCUGUGGGCAUGGCUCUAGUGGCCCAAUGGGUUCACAAGAAGGACUGGUCUGUUCAUUCUGUGGAAAUGGAGUUAGCGAACAAGUCUCUUCUCCCACAGAAGAAGUAGAAGAGGGAGAAUCAAAACUAUCCAGAGGUAUAUUUAAUACAAUUAUGAUCAAAAACAUUUGGAACUGCAUAAACUUUUAAAGCCAUGUCUAAUUGAUGCACUGCUAAAUAACAAAGAAUGUCAUGAGCUGACAUCACAAGCUCAGUCUUCUUUAUCUGUCAGGCUGCUGCUAUUGGAAGCUUAAAUUUAUGGCCAACCACAUAAUUAAUUUUUAUACAAAUUAGUAAUGGGACUGAGGUAUGGUAAUUAUAAAAGGCUCCUGUUAUGUGGACAUCCAAUUUUGAUUCAUUAAGUAACAGACCUUUUUAGCUUGUAUGUUUUGUUUUGCUACUUCAGACCACGUGAUGGUACCCCAGAGAACUGUUUCUUUCAAAUAUCAUCUUAUUCACGUGGCUGCACUUGUAUGCUUAAUUUAUGAAAAGACAAAAGGCAAAUUUCCUGGAUAACAUCACGUGGUCUGAAUAUUGGAAAAACAAAACAUACAAGCUAAAAAGGUCUAUUACAUGAUUAUGUUUAGGGUUAUAAGUUUUUGGUUCAGGUCUUGGCCAUUAAAAAUAAAUCUAUAACAAGUGUUAAAGCAAAAUAGGGUAGCUACUGAGAAAGACACAUAUUCUGAAAGUGAGUGCGGGACAUAAAGAAAAAAUUGUACUCCCAGAUGGACUGGAACCAACAGCAUGCAUGCACUCCUAAUUACGGGCAAUAUGUUAGAAAUAUUAAUAUUAAAUUAUUAUUAUUGUAUUGUUUCACUGUCUCAAUCCCCUACAGUACUCUGUGAUGCGAGGAACAACGCCUUAAAAGAAAGGGAACUUUGGUCAUGCAUUGUGAUUCGUAGAUCAAUUCACCUUGUUAAGGUCCUUUCAAAACCUUGUGUCAUCACCGUCCAGCAAUUCUUAACCAUGUUAAAGAUGUAAGUAUAAUAGACCACUUCAAAGUUCCCCCGGACCUCUGUAUCAAAACGAGGUUAAGUGCUCAUCCUCUGAUAUGGAAAUGAUUUUUCAUUCUCAAGCAAAUAAAACUCAUUUUCACAAGAAAGGUUGUGCACUUGACCUCAUUUUUAACGUGAGGGUUUUUCAAACUCAGAAGUGGCCUACAGUUAUAUAGCUGGAAAUUUUUUCCCAACAGCGUGCACUCUCUUUUGUUACUUCAAGGUCACAUGACAUUUAACAAUGAAACUGUUUCCUGCUAAUAUCUCUGAGUGGGCAACAUUGCAAAAUCUACAACAUUAAGAGGGUUACAGUUAACAGUUCGGCUCUGCCUCGCGAAACACUGAGAUUUUCAGGAAACAAAAUUAAUUGUUUCCCUCAGGACCAGUCAUUAAGUGUUUAUUAUUUCCCUUCUGACAGUACAACAAUAAUUAUUGCUAGUUGUGUGUGACUCACAGAGGAGUGUGUAAAAAAUUGUACUCUGAUGCAUAAAGAGUUUGGAAAAAUUAUCCAGCUGUUGUGCAUUAUUUUAUGGCAUUUACUAAACAUGAUGUUUUUGUUUAAAUAUAUUUUUUAUACAGUAUAUUGAAAUAGUAAUUUGUUUCAUUUUUAUUGCUAUCCACCUUUCUUCCAGAUUCUCUACACAAGGAAAUCAGAGUAACAUACCUCAAUCUACAAUUUUUUUUGUAAUAGCAAUUAAAAAUUCUUAGAGAAUCCAUACAGAGAUUAUAAUACAAUUAAAUUAUGGUAUUCUUAAUUUCAAAAAUAACUAAUACAAAAUAUGAUAAGAGUUUUGUAUCAGAUUUUCAGAUGCUUAUCGCUAAUGUAUAAAAGUAUCUACACUGUUCGCUUAAUAAAUUCAUGUUUAAUGAGUUUCUGGAUACAAAUUGAAUUAGUAAUGAAAUUUAUUGCUUGAAAGACCCCCAAAGAAAUCAAUUUUUCUGUUCCCUCGAAUAUUAAAGUUUCCUGAGGCAGGUAAUGUUCCCUGUGAUAGUGGCAAAAUAAAUAAAUAAAUUAUUUAAUUAAUAAAUGUCCCUUAGAUUUUUAGAAUUGCUAGCCAAAAUGGAAGGAAAGACAAGAAAUGCCCAUCUUGACAAAGUGCUGUCAGUACUCAACAUGAUGAUGCAUACAUACAGAGACAGGCAUGAAGUAGAACAUUGGUAUGUACAUUGUAUAACAAUCUAGUGCGGUCAACGGCCAGAGAGUAAUAUUAUUGCACUUGGAUGCCAGGUUCUAUCAGUAACCUUUUUAUUUUCAUUAAAAUAUGAGUGUAAAAUUUUGUUCAAACAUACUGUAUUUUGAUUAGUCCCUCCUUCAAAGUAGUUAGAGUCAAAGGCUAAUUAGUUGUAAUUUUUUGUACACUUUUAUUAGGAGAACAUCCAGAUUUGCCAUCACUGAGACUUCACUAAAAGGUAAAUGAAAUGAAAAUGGUCUUGAAACCAAAUGCGCUUUUAUGCUGGUAUUUGUAUGUUGGGAAAAUCCCGGACAAAUGGGAAUCUCACUGUUUCCCGAUUGUCCAUUUUGAUUGUUGAAGUUUUUUUUUCUAGUUUCUCUUGGGGCCAUUUUAACUCCCAGGAGAAACUGAAGACAAUGCUUAUGCAAAAUUUUGGGGUGACAAACAAAGAGCAUUAUAUUAUUUUGGUAUGUUAUGGCAUUAUCUGUAGUGGUUAAUUUGCCCGUCAAUCCUGGACCUCCCUGACAGUAAUACCAACCAUCUGGGAUGUGUUGGGAAAACAGAAACACUCCUCUCUCCUGAUUUGUCCCUGACCAUGUCAGGUGACAGGAGAUAUCUGUGAUUUUAAGUUUUCAUUGGUUGGAAAAAUGUGCAAUUGUCAGGAAACAGAAAAAAACCCAGGUCAUCUGGGAUUUUCCUGACACUUCAGAUCUAACCUGAGAUCAGGCUCUAUUUUCGUUUCGCUUUGAAAAUUACAUUCCGGCGGGCAAGGCGAAACGAAAAGAGAGCCUGAUACAAACCUUUAACGAAAUGUCUGCCGCCCACUUUUUUGAUUGAUUGACAUUUUCCGAAUCAGCCAAUCAGAAUUACUUCCGUUGCUUGUUUUUCUAGUAUGCAAAUUUUUUCACGCGUGGGGAAGAUGCAGACUGGCUGACUUAAAAAAUAGCUUUUAUCUGUUAAUUUUUUCAGCUAAAAAUAAAAUAGUCAGCACAAUCACAUUUAACUUCUUGCGAGAUUAAGGGAGAUCUCAAAGGUUACUUCUGUUGGAGUAGAAGGUAAAAAGUUUUCGAAAAGACGGCGACACGAUGUUCUACUAGUUUUAUUAUUUUGGCUAGGUGCUCUGGAAUUUAAAAUAAUGAAAUCUCUAUUUUUCCGUUGUCUUGAUAUUUUCCUCGGCAAUUUCCCCUGAUUUUCAGUACAUAAAUCUUUAAAAACAAAAGCAAACAGCCAACGAGCGAGGACACCAGUUUUCUUGAUUUGUUUUUAACAAAAAGCGUAGUCAAACAACCAGUCUGGGAACACUGAAAAUUCCUUGAACAGCGAUGCGAUAUUUUUUGUCUAAUACUUCACAGUUGGCGAUUGAGGUUUCUUUCGCAGUGAGCCUCCACUUGCGUACCCCGUUGAGAGAAGUCAUUCCCGGCUAAACUUUCAAAUGAAAGCAGUUUUAAGAUGGACAGUAUUUUGAUUUGCACCCGCUUGUUGGUAAAUCAAAAUGCACCUUGUUAGCGGUCAACAACUCGCAGAGGGAUUCAACUCCGCGAUACACUCACUUUCCGUAAUUAAAGCAAAUCCUGAGAAGAUAUGAACAACCACAUGAAUUUUCUGAAUUUCCAUGGCACAUAUUAAGGCAUAUUUUACUACCAUAAGACCAUAAAAUAAUAAAAAAGACAGCAAAAUCGAUCCUUCUCUCCACCGACGACGGAUCAUUCACGAAAACAACCACGCGAGGAAUAAGCACUUCCAACUUCCGGCGUUUCCAACAACCAAUCAGAUCUUGUGGCAUUGUUCUAACAGCCAAUCAGCGUUACGGCCAAAAUCUGGCCAUGACGAGCACAAACUUGUAAUAGUUUGUAUCAGGCCCAAUUUCAGCGGUAGCCGUUAGAGAGAAUGUAUGCGAACCGCUCAAAUUGGGCCUGAUCUCAGGUUACUUCAGAUCAGUUUGUCAAUCCUGAAUCAGGGGCUUGGGUCAAAUCAACCUCAGUUUUUUGUGGCAAACUUCAAUCAUUUUUUUUUUCAGGAGAAGGUUCAAAAUCAGUUAAGUCAACAUAUGAAUGCAUUCAAGCAAUUCCUACACCUCAAAGUACUUACAAGUAUGAAAAUGGUUGUAGUACUGAGAAUGAUGCACAAGAAAUUGCAGUGAAUCAAGAUAGCACCGAUGAUGCCAGGGUUUUGUUAAGCAAUGACCUUGUGCGUUUUCAAUUGCAAGAGUGUCUCCAAGAGUGUGUGGCAGGAAGCUUCAUGUGUUUGAAGAAUGACGAUGACUUAACAAGCGCUCACAUCACAGAGGACCUCUUUGAAAAGGGGGAUGGCACCGGAGACCACACCCUGUGUUGUAAACCUGUACAUGUAGAUCUAGUUGACACUGACAUUGCAAAAGCCAACAAUAAUGAAGAGUAUGCAUUUAUUUUUUCUCAGUAA
This is a messenger RNA of Porites evermanni, 4753 nucleotides long. Lineage: Eukaryota; Metazoa; Cnidaria; Anthozoa; Scleractinia; Poritidae. The record is from the annotation of a GenBank genome assembly.